GCUUCCCGCGCUCUUCAAAACCUAUCUACUUCUCUCUCUCUCUACACACACACACAUAUAUAUAUAGAUGAAUCUGAAUGAAUUCUCUCAUCAAUCAGAGCUUCCGUAAAAAAUCCCCACUUUUCACUUGCAAAUUCAAAUCUUCGCUUGCCGUUAUCAAAAACCCAUCAGUUUUUCUCGUCGAACGUGAACAGAAUGUCACUCCUUUCGACCCGUUUCAGUUCUUCAGUGAGCAUAGAAAAUCUAGGCACUGCACAGUCGGAAAUACCAAAGUUAUACAUGCCCACUUGCUCAAAUCAGCUGCACUGCAAUCUAAAAUCUUUGUCGCUAAUUCUUUACUUGAUUGGUAUUGUAGAUCUGCUGCCAUGGUUUAUGCACUCAAGCUGUUUGAUACAAUAGGUCAACCGAAUAUUUUUUCUUGGAAUAUCAUUAUUUCAGGUUACAAUCAGAACGCUUUAUUGGAGGAUUCGUGGAAGAUUUUCUGUAGGAUGCAUUCUUUGGGUUUUGAGCCCAAUGAGAUAACCUAUGGGAGUGUUCUUUCAGCUUGUACUGCUAUGCAGGCUCCAAUAUUUGGUAAGCAGGUUUAUUCAGUUGCGAUGAAAAACGGGUUCUUUUCAAAUGGUUAUGUUCAGUCUGGAAUGAUAGAUUUGUUAGCAAAAAAUUGCAGCUUUGAGGAUGCCUUGAGGGUGUUUCAUGAUGUUUCAUGUGAGAAUGUGGUCUGUUGGAAUGCUAUUAUCUCUGGAGCUGUUAGAAAUAAAGAGUACUGGGUUGCUUUGGAUCUUUUUGGCCAAAUGAGUUGUGGAUCUUUUAUGCCAAAUAGUUUUACAUUUUCAAGCAUUUUAACUGCUUGUGCUGCACUUGAAGAACUCAAUAUUGGAAAAAAAGUUCAAGGGUGGAUGAUUAAAUGUGGUGCGGGAGAUGUCUUUGUGGGAACUGCUAUCAUUGACUUGUAUGCCAAGUGUGGAGAUAUGGAAGAAGCUGUUAGGGAGUUCUUGCAGAUGCCAAUCCGUAAUGUAGUUUCUUGGACUACGGUUAUCUCUGGUUUUGUGCAGAAGAAUGAUUCUGUUUCUGCCCUCAAUUUCUUCAAAGAUAUGAGAGAAGUGGGGGAGGAAAUAAAUAAUUACACUGUUACCAGUGUACUUACUGCAUGUGCUAAACCAGCCAUGCUUGAAGAAGCAAUCCAAAUCCAUUCCUGGAUAUUAAAAACUGGGUUCUAUUUCGAUGCAGCGGUGGGGGCUGCUUUGAUCAAUAUGUAUUCAAAAAUAGGAGCUCUUGAUCUAUGUGAAUUGGUCUUUAGAGAGGUUGGAAAUGUAAAGAAUCUGGGUGCAUCGGUUGCAUUGAUAUCUGCUUUUGCUCAGAAUCAGAACCCCGAAGGGGCCAUUGAAAUUUUUCUGAGGAUGUUAGAAGAAAAUGUGAGACCAGAUAAGUUUUGUACAUCUAGUCUUUUGAGCAUUAUAGGCUGUUUAAAUUUAGGGAGACAGAUCCACUGCUACACUCUUAAGACUGGGUUAGUCUUUGAUGUUUCUGUUGGUAGUUCGCUCUUCACCAUGUACUCGAAGUGUGGUACUUUAGAGGAAUCCUAUAAAGUUUUUGAGAAAACCCUUGACAAAGACAAUGUUUCAUGGGCCUCAAUGAUUGCCGGUUGUACAGAACAUGGCUGUUCAGAUCGAGCCAUUCAGUUAUUUAGGGAAAUGCUGUUUGAAGAAAUUAUACCUGAUCAGAUGACCUUAACUGCAACACUUACUGCAUGUUCUGUUCUUCGUUCUUUACAGAAAGGAAAAGAAAUUCAUGGUUAUGCUCUUCGUUUUGGUGUUGAGAAAGAUGUAGUUGUUGGUGGUGCACUUGUGACUAUGUACUCAAAAUGUGGCACCCUAGAAUCAGCAAGCAGAGUGUUUGACAUGCUCCCUCAAAAGGAUCAGAUUGCGUGCUCCUCUUUGGUUUCUGGGUAUGCCCAAAAUGGGUACAUUGAAAAUGCCCUUAUACUGUUCCGUGAUAUGCUGAUGGCUGAUUUGUCCAUUGACUCUUUCACAGUCUCAUCCGUGGUUGGGGCCAUUGCACUUUUGAAUAGAUUAAGCAUUGGGACUCAACUGCAUGCCUGCAUUACAAAGAUGGGUCUGGAAUCAGAUGUUUCUGUUGGAAGUUCACUGGUUACAAUGUACUCAAAAUGUGGAAGCAUAAAAGACUGUCAUAAAGCAUUUGAUCAGAUAGAGAAGCCUGAUUUGAUAGGUUGGACAGCUAUGAUUGUCAGCUAUGCUCAACAUGGGAAAGGUAUUGAGGCUUUACGUUUUUAUGAGCUUAUGAGGGAAGAAGGAAUUAAACCAGAUUCGGUGACUUUUGUUGGAGUUUUGUCCGCUUGCAGCCAUAAUGGAUUGGUUGAAGAAGCCUAUAUCCAUUUUAAUUCAAUGGCCAAAGAUUAUGGAAUUGAGCCUGGUUAUCGCCAUUAUGCCUGUAUUGUCGAUCUUCUUGGCCGGUCAGGGAGACUGAAAGAGGCUGAAAGUUUCAUUAAUAAUAUGCCUAUGAAACCUGAUGCUUUGCUGUGGGGAACCCUGCUGGCUGCUUGCAAAGUACAUGGAGAUAUUGAGCUUGGAAACCUAGCAGCCAAAAAGGUUAUGGAAUUGGAGCCAUGUGAUUCUGGAGCUUAUGUUUCCUUGUCAAACAUCUGUGCAGAUAUAGGCCUAUGGGAAGAAGUCCUGAAGAUUAGAAGCCAGAUGAAGGGAACUGGGGUGAAGAAGGAACCUGGUUGGAGCUUUGUGUGAAACGCAAUUAUGCCAUGAAUAUUGAGUUUCCAUGACAUGUGAUUUAGAUCUUUUGGUUUUUUGUCUAUGUGAGGUUCUCAUGGAAUUACCCUUUACAAUUUGUAGAACAAGGAGAGUUCAUAGAUUCUGAAGAGUAAGCAAACCAAAAAGGAUGGACUUUAAUAAAUGAGAAGACAGUGCUCUGCCCAAUGGUGCAUACUGAAUAACUGGUCUAUAUCUCACCAAGAAUGGUAUGAAGUUUCACUGUAAACUAUGCAUAUCUGAUGGUGAUCUGCUCUGAUAUCCAACGGAUUGGACACUAAAUAUAAAUACAGGGUAAAGAAAAUAUGUCCAAUUAUAGUCCAGCAAAAGAGGGCAUCUCGGAGAACCACUCAGGCCAAUAAAACCUGUCAAACUCUGUACGUCUGCAAGUCCUCAAAAUCCAUUGGUGGGGGGGAGGGGUGACUGAGGAAGGAGUUCUGUCAUAAAGAUCUACGUAUUUUCUCACAUGAAUAUAUGUUUUUGUUGCUGUUCCAUGCGCUGGUGGUCUGAAUGGGAAUUCUCGAAAAAAGAGAAGAGAAAAAGCAGCUGCCACUCGUGUUAUUCAUCAAAACAAAAAUUAUCAUGUUCCAUGGAUGAAAGAAUAAAAAGAUUGAAAGGUAAUAAGUUAUGCAAGGAUGUUCGCCAGUCGCCAGGGUUUGAUAUGCUCUUUGCAGCAUGUGGUUCCGUUCUUGCUUUUGGAUCAGAGAAGAAAGGAGUUGAACACCAAGCACCGACCAGUGUUCAGGAUACAGCCGCAAAGUGUCAAAUAAACACAGUUUACGUUUGCAUAUAUCAUUUGUCAAAAGGGUGCAGAUGUAUAUUUUUUUAUGUUUUUUUGUUACUGUUUUUGAAUUACAUUUUCGAUGGAACCCAUUUAAGAGCACUCCCAAUGAUUUAUUCAAAAUGGCUAACCAAAAUUCAUUUUAUCUAGUUUAACUAAUCACUAUUCAAGACCUACAUCCUUCAGCUUUAUUUUAGUAAAAUAAUAUUUUAAAAUUGUUUAAAAAUCCAGAUAUACUUUAAUAUCGCCUGAACAUGCCUUCAUGUGCCGAAGGCACUCACAAUGCUGGAAACCGGCAUCAGGGCAAGAGGAGGUCCAGCAGU
This is a messenger RNA of Alnus glutinosa, 3881 nucleotides long. Its product is annotated as pentatricopeptide repeat-containing protein At1g74600, chloroplastic. Gene Ontology annotation, biological process: RNA modification. Gene Ontology annotation, molecular function: RNA binding; protein binding. The record is from RefSeq and is a predicted model, not a curated record. NCBI's taxonomy places the organism in Eukaryota, Viridiplantae, Streptophyta, Magnoliopsida, Fagales, Betulaceae. The transcript has 4 exons. Bases 78 to 2756 code for a protein of 892 amino acids.